UCUACCGCAGACAUGUCUGACCCGAUCCUCUUCGAAGACACCUUCACUAUCACGUCAAUUAACGCUCAAAAAUACGAUCGCGUCUCUCGCAUCAGCUGUACGUCCACAGAUCAGCUAACCACCUUCACUCUUGACGUAAACUCUGAGCUCUAUCCGUGCGCGCCUGGUGAAUCUCUUUCACUCGCUCUCGCAUCCACAUUAGCGCUAGACGGUAAAGAUGAAGGUGCCGGAGGGCGAGCUGUUUGGAGAGAUGUAGGUAUGGGCGAGACAACGUUGGCAAAUGACUAUGACUACGUGUGCUAUGGGAAAGUCUAUCGAUUUGAAGACAGUAGCACGGCAGGGAACAUGGCUGUCUUUGUUUCAUUUGGCGGAUUACUUCUGUAUCUGGAUGGACCAUACAAGAAGCUCAACCCGUUGAGAAUCGACUACGUUUACCUCUUGAUAAAGAAAUAAGCUCGAACAGGUUCGACCUUUUAAACCCGAUAAUACCACGGUCAGGUUAAUGCGGUAGUACGGGAUAAUACGGAACAACAAACGAAAUAAAAAGCUUAAGAGGAAAUACUCUCGGAUUGCAUUUAGCGCCGGCGUUCUAUCUGGUUAGGUUCUAAAGUCUUUAAGGAAUCACUGUGUUUGUCUAAAUAAAUAAAAACAGGGAUGUUAUCUAAGAGACGCGUCAAAGGGUGGGGACCUCAUGACGGCGAUGGAUCCUGGCUUGUAUCUCCAGAUAAUCCUUCUCAUUCUCCUGUGUUAUGAUGUUAUGCCUGAUGAAGAAGUCUAUAAGCACAACAGAGCAGUUGGGCUUGAAUUCCCCAUUGGCCAAUGCAGCCUUCACUUCGUCAACAGUCCACAGGUAAAAGCCUUCCACUUCGGUAUCGCACGGCUUUGGAACGACGCUCGAAUCGACUUCCAAAUCAUAGACGUAUUCACAUUCCGGUUGGAGAAGCCCCGUUUCACCACCCGCGCGCGCAUCUCGUAUAUAUGUAUAUGUAACGCAUCCAACAGCUUUUGUAUUGGCCCUGACUAGAUCUUCGGGCAAGGAAGCUUCCUCUAUGGCCUCGCGGACCAAACUUUCGAAUGGUUGUUCGCCAGUGCUGAUCCCCCCGCCAACGGUGUUAUCCAACAUUCCGGGAUACGUUUGCUUUGUCUUUGAUCUUCGAGCAACCCAAAUUCUAAUACCAUUCUCGUCGUUCACAUAGACCGUCAUAUGCACUCCAUAAGUCAGGAUUCCAAAAAGAUUGCUGCCGGAGCGCUCAAUGCUGCCUAGCAAUUUCUUGCCCGGCCCAUAAAUGGGGUAUAACUCAUUGCGCCAGCCUCGGAGGACCUGAAAAGUGUCUUCUUUAACGGCAGCGGCUAAUGUGCGAGCAAGAAGGUCGGUCCGUUGUUCCGCAGCGGCAUCAUGGGGAGCCAGGAGUGUCACUGUGCGCGUCUCGUGGUUUAUUUCCCAGAGAUCCUUUGGCCAAGGGAACUUGU
Molecule: messenger RNA, 1470 nt
Organism: Coccidioides posadasii C735 delta SOWgp
Lineage: Eukaryota; Fungi; Ascomycota; Eurotiomycetes; Onygenales; Onygenaceae
Gene: RPB8
Product: DNA-directed RNA polymerases I, II, and III subunit RPABC3
Biological process (GO): DNA-templated transcription
Cellular component (GO): RNA polymerase II, core complex; RNA polymerase III complex; RNA polymerase I complex
Source: RefSeq, a predicted model, not a curated record